AUGUCGGGCUACCGCCUACUCUCUGGCCAAGCAACUCAACAGAUACACUUCUUUGAGGCCCAACAGGCAAACCUUUCUUCAGGGAACCCCGGGGGAAAUGUGGCAACAGUACAGAGUACCUGCUCUGAGGAGCUUAAAGAGGAGACUGCUCCCAAUAGUAACGGUGGCAUCCAUAAGCAGUAUAAAGACCUGGUUCACUCUCAGGCAAAAGAGCUGACCCAGUUACGGGAGAAGUUACGGGAAGGGAGAGAUGCCUCCCGCUCACUGUAUCAGCAUUUGAAGGCCCUCCUCACUCCCGGUGACCCUGACACGUCCCAGGGUCAGGACCUCCAAGUGCAGCUGGCUGAGGGGCACAGGCUGGCAGAGCAUCUUGUCAACAAGCUCAGCCCAGAAAGUGAUGAAGAUAAAGAUGAAGAUGUUACAGAUGAGGAAGUCGAGGAAGAACAGGAAUCACCUGCCCCCAGGGGGGUGCAGAAGACUGAGGAAAAGGAAGUCCCUCAGGACUCACUGGAGGAAUGUGCUGUCCCUCGUUCAAACAGCCACAGCACUUCAGACUCCAACCAGCCUCUCAGGAGCGCCAAAGUCACAUUUGAGGGAGACAAAGUCGACCCUUCUUUGGUUGUAGAGAGUGAAUGUUCUCAGGAUGAAGGGGAGGAAACUCCAAACAUUCUCCCAGGGAAUCAAAAGGAUCAUGAGGAAGAGGAAGGGAAAGCUCCAGUGUCUCCCAGAAACCCACAAUCAGUUGAGCCAGGUAAACUGAACAAGCUCAGGGAUUUCCUGAUCUCACCUUAUGUCUGCCUCUUUGGCAUUACCAUAUUUACAAUGUUUAUCUUUUGUCUUCUUUACUCCAGGCUGAGCCAGGAGCUGCCAGACGUAAAUGAGCAAGAACAGGACUCCUUGGAUGAAAUUUACUUGACUCCUUCAGUUCAACGUGACCUGUCUGACUGCCACCAGCCUUAUAGCAGCACCUUGUUCUCAUUGGAUGAUCAGCUCACAUGCUCUGCUCUGGAUGUAGCCUCUCUCACCCAGGAGAACUGUCCCCAAGGGACCUGCAGUGGAAACUUGAGCUACUACCUGUCAGAGGUGCAGACUUCACAGAAACAGCCGGAGCCAAGCACCUUGGUGCCCAAUUGUCUGGGACUACAGCUGGAUGAAGGGUUCAACUGUGUGAAUGGCUUAGCCAGGCGGGGCCUUUACACCACCACCUGCAGCUUCACAGUGAAUGCGGAGUCUGGGACCCAAUGUCCCUUUCAAGGAAAUGAAAAGGAUCAUGAAGAAGAGGAAGAGAAAACGCGAGUGCCCCCCAGGCUGAGCCAGGAGCUGCCAGACGUAAACGAGCAGGAAGUCCCAGAGGACUCCUUGGAUGAAAUUUACUUGACUCCUUCAGUUCACCAUGACCUGUCUGACUGCCACCAGCCUUAUAGCAGCACCUUGUGGUCAUUGGAUGAUGAGCUCACAUGGUCUGCUCUGGAUGUAGCCUCUCCUACCCAGGAGACCUGUCCCCAAGGGACUUGCAGUGGAGACUUGAGCUACUAUCUGUCAGAGGUGCAGGCUUCACAGACACAGCCGGAGCCAAGCACCCUGGUGCCCAAUUGUCUGGGACUACAGCCGGAUCAAGGGUUCGACUGUGGGAAUGGCUUAGCCAAGCCUGACCUUUCCUCCACCGCCUGCAGUUUCACAGCCAAUGCUGAUUCUGGGACCCAAUGUCUCUCUCAAGAGCUGGAUUUAGAGCCCUCUGUUGGAAUGAAGAACCCUCUGCAGCUAGAAGGCGAUGCAGUUGAAGGCUCAGCAGACAACACACAAGAGCAUCAAGUCACUGGACACAUUCAUGCCUCAAGUGUCCCGAAACGAAAGUCUAUUAAAAGA
This is a messenger RNA of Cebus imitator (Panamanian white-faced capuchin), 1866 nucleotides long. Its product is annotated as neuroblastoma breakpoint family member 4-like. The annotation marks the transcript as partial. Lineage: Eukaryota; Metazoa; Chordata; Mammalia; Primates; Cebidae. The transcript is spliced from 13 exons. The record is from RefSeq and is a predicted model, not a curated record.